CCCACUUAGAAUCGUUUCAUCAGUAUCAACAACAACCUCAUUUAAGUCUUCUUUUUUGACCGCUAGAACCAACAAAUUGUUCAGCAAUGGCCACUGUUUCCUCAGCCUCUGCUGCUCUUAGAACCAUUUCUUCUUCCUCAUCCAAGCUAUCUUCUGCCUUCCAAACUAAAAAGAUCCAAUCUUUUAAACUACCUAACCCUCUCAUUUCUCAGAAUCAUAAACUUACUACCACCUCUACUACUGCUUCCAGAUCAUUUUCCUGCAAGAGCCAGAGCACCUCAACAGAUUCAACUAACAGUAAGAAAACUGAAGUUCAAGAACUUAGUGUCUAUGAGAUCAAUGAACGUGAUCGUGGAAGCCCUGCUUAUCUUCGAUUGAGCCAAAAGACUGUUAAUUCACUCGGAGAUCUUGUCCCCUUUAGCAACAAGCUAUAUACUGCAGAUCUAAAGAAGAGAAUUGGAAUAACAGCAGGACUCUGCAUUCUGAUCAAGCACGAAGAAGAGAAGAAAGGAGAUCGCUAUGAAGCUGUUUACAGCUUCUACUUCGGCGAUUACGGUCAUAUCGCCGUUCAGGGAGCGUACUUAACCUAUGAAGAAACUUACCUAGCCGUCACCGGUGGAUCCGGCAUAUUUGCAGGGGUUUCCGGUCAAGUGAAAUUGCAGCAACUCAUUUUCCCUUUCAAGCUAUUUUACACUUUUUACUUGAAGGGGAUCCCCGGUCUGCCAUCUGAAUUGUUGUGUACGGCGGUUCCUCCGUCGCCGACGGUGGAGCCAACACCUGAAGCUAAAGCUUGUGAGGAAGGGGCCGCACUGAAAAAUUACACUAAUUAAGUGGGGGUGUUGAUGUGCAAAUCACAACUUUUGUUGGGGUCGUUCUGAAAUAAUCAAUAACUACGUGCUCUAGAAUUAAAAAAAAAAGUAACAUCAACGUCCUUUUAUUUUGCAAUUUUUGGUAUGUUAUUUGUCGUUUUGUUGGGUAAAAGUUUAACUGUUUUGUUAGUACUUUGUAUGUAUGCCUAUUAUCUGAAUUGUAUCCCUAUGUGAUACGUUCCAUCUUUAUUAUAAAGUCCAGAAAAAGAUAAAAAUGAAAAAAUUAUUUGGUAAUGAAUUCAAGGACGUAUUUGUUCGAUAA
Solanum lycopersicum (tomato) is the source of this 1131-nucleotide messenger RNA. It is a transcript of the gene AOC, whose product is annotated as allene oxide cyclase. Gene Ontology annotation, molecular function: allene-oxide cyclase activity. Gene Ontology annotation, biological process: jasmonic acid biosynthetic process. Lineage: Eukaryota; Viridiplantae; Streptophyta; Magnoliopsida; Solanales; Solanaceae. The record is from RefSeq and is a predicted model, not a curated record.